CGCUAAAUGAUUUUUUGUAAACUAAGAAAUUAUAUUUAGUCUUUGUUUAUUUCUUUUUCCCUUUCACGUUAAUCAAUCAUGGUUCGCGGGCCUCGCAAGCAUCUGAAGCGUGUUGUCGCUCCCAAGCAUUGGAUGUUGGACAAGCUUGGUGGAGUAUUUGCUCCGAGACCAAGUUGUGGGCCACAUAAGUUAAGAGAAUGUCUGCCAUUAGUCAUCUUUUUGAGAAACAGAUUAAAGUAUGCAUUGACCUAUGAAGAGGUUAAAAAAAUUCUGAAACAACGACUGGUGAAGGUCGAUGGAAAAGUCAGAACUGAUAAAACGUACCCAGCUGGUUUCAUGGAUGUCAUCAGCAUUGAAAGGACAAACGAAAACUUCAGGCUGAUCUACGAUGCCAAGGGGAGAUUUGCUGUUCACAGAAUCCAAUCUGAGGAAGCCAAAUACAAACUGUGCAAGGUGAAGAAGAUCUUGAUUGGUUUGAAAGGAAUUCCAAGUUUGGUAACCAGUGAUGGGCGUACGAUCAGAUUUCCAGAUCCACUCAUCAAAGUUAAUGACACCGUUAAAGUGAACAUAGCACCACAGGUUGAACAACGUGUUCAUAAUUGGCAAGGGCAACAAACCCUGGGUCUCUCUGCCUGCUGGCAAGGGUGUUAGACUGACCAUUGCUGAAGAAAGGGACAGAAGGAUUCAAGCCAGACACAACUGAACUGCUGCUGUCUAUCUUCAUGUUCAUCGAUUGAUUGAUUGAUGGUUGAUUAUAUUUCUAUGGAACAGCAAUGUGAUUGAUUGGUGGAUACAAACAGAUGUAUCUAUCUAUCUUUGAUGCGAUUUGUAUUGUUUGAAAGUUUUUCAAAUAAAUUUAAUAAAUUGG
This is a messenger RNA of Helobdella robusta, 868 nucleotides long. RefSeq lists its product as hypothetical. The coding region runs from base 79 to 651 and encodes 190 amino acids. Lineage: Eukaryota; Metazoa; Annelida; Clitellata; Rhynchobdellida; Glossiphoniidae. The record is from RefSeq and is a predicted model, not a curated record. Gene Ontology annotation, molecular function: structural constituent of ribosome; RNA binding. The transcript has 6 exons. Gene Ontology annotation, cellular component: cytosolic small ribosomal subunit; ribosome. Gene Ontology annotation, biological process: translation.